UCGCAGCUACUAAGCAGACUCAGGCCCGACAGCAGUUGCCAGGGAACGAAUGAAAACAAAUGUCAUGUCCCUGCAGUCUGAGCAGCUUUAUUUACGACUAUCCUCUGGGGCCGGAGAGCUGUUGUUGCCCUUUGUCUCUUUCCUGGCUUUUGAGCUGAAGCUGGCAGCCACAUUAAUGCGGUUAAUUUGCUUUGUCAUGGAACAGCAGGUGAUAUUGUUACCUGCAUUUUAUCCAAGGAGAAAGGCAGCAUCAUGGCCAAGGGAAAGAAAGGCAAAAGACAGAAUAAAAGUAAGACGAUCAACUUGAAAAUGGCUCAGAACUGCGUGGAGCUGACGCUGGACGGCAAACGCCGGCUGGACCUCAGCUUCAAAGAGAUCUCUGUGGUGCCCAAGUGCAUCCAGACGCUGUGCGAAAUGGAUGAACUGGACCUGAGCAGGAACCUGAUCACAAAGAUUCCAGAUUUUAUUGACUCCUUCAUCACCAUCCGCGUUUUGGAUCUGCACAGCAACUACCUGGAGGAGCUCCCUGCAACUAUUGGCCGCCUCCAGAACCUGCUGGUUUUAAACCUGUGUAACAACCGUCUGACAAGCCUCCCCUGUGAAAUCGGCCUGCUGCAGAAACUCCAAACCCUCAAACUGGGUCUCAACCAGCUGGAAGCCCUCCCCGGCUCCAUCGGUGCAUUGAAGGAGCUCCGCAACAUCGGCCUCUCUGACAACCGAUUCACCCGUGUCCCAGGCUGCCUCGCGAGGCUGGACCAACUGGAGAAUGUCAACCUCGACAGGAACCCCAUCCUUACCGAGCACGAUCCCAGCCAAAUGUCAGUCACGGUAACGGAGAGCCUGUACCUGGUCAAAGAGAGCUUUCUGUGUGAGUUCUGCUUGAACAAGUGCCAAACUGAGAAAAUGAAGAUAGAGAAUGUGCUGAACUAAAGGGACAAAAUUCCUGGGCACUCUCAGCUUGGUGACCCAGGAAGAACGAGUGGUGCAAUUUUAAAUCAUUAUAUGUAUGUUAUGUGACAUUUUAUAAUUUACUGUGGUUUAAAUUUAGCGCUACAGCUCCCUCUGCUGUUUUAACACCUAAAUAAAUCAAACUGAUUUAAGCCUUCA
Molecule: messenger RNA, 1107 nt
Organism: Mugil cephalus (flathead mullet)
Lineage: Eukaryota; Metazoa; Chordata; Actinopteri; Mugiliformes; Mugilidae
Gene: lrrc18b
Product: leucine rich repeat containing 18b
Exons: 4
Coding region: 253-930 (225 amino acids)
Molecular function (GO): protein binding
Source: RefSeq, a predicted model, not a curated record